AUGGCGCAAUUGCUUAAUAAAAAAGUGUCAAGAAGCAGACAUCAGGGUGGUGGCUGGUGGGUUGGUAGACCUCAGCCAUACUUCACAGGUCUGCCUACCAACCUGACGCUUAUCUCCGGCCAGACCGCCUACCUGACCUGCCGGGUCCACAUGCUGGGAGAACGCUCGGUAACCUGGAUGAGAGUUCGUGAUCUACACAUCCUGACGGUGGGCCUGGUAACAUACACUGCUGACGACAGAUUCCAGGUGUUGCACAGCAGUGAGACGGAUGACUGGACGUUGCAGCUGCAGUACACACAGCCCCGGGACACAGGUGCCUACAAGUGCCAAGUUAACUCUGACCCCAAGAUUGUCAGGACUGUCUACCUGACCGUCACAGACAAGCGAGUGUUGGAUCGUCAGCUGUAUGGGACACCAGCCACUCCCAGUGAGAACGGGGAGUAUGGAACAUACAUCCUGGGAGCUAGGGAGAGGUUCCUGCAGGCAGGGUCUUCCCUGUCUCUGGUGUGUGUGGUCACUCACACCCUGGCACCACCCACGGCACUACUCUGGUACCACGACCACCACGUUCUUGAUUACGACUCUCCAAGGGGUGGUAUCUCACUCCAGGUAGAGAAGACUGGGGAGCAGACGACGUCCAGACUUCUCCUGUCAUCGGUAAGGAUGUCAGACUCUGGCAACUACACCUGUCUCCCCGUCAACGCGCCCACUGCCUCUGUCUCUGUCCACGUCAACAGCGACGAGCUGCGAGCAGCCGUUCAGCAGGAAGUCUUCAACAAAGGUGUUUCAGGAAGCAGCCCUGGUUACCACCUGCUGACGCUGCUGCUGCUGCUGCUACUACUGCUGCACGCCAUGCACACAGCAGCAGCACCAUUAGCUUCAGCAGCAGGUCUGAGUAGCGGCCCCAGCAGCUUUUCCUAGCACCAGUGACUCUCCUUACCUCCCAGCACCUAAAGCUACACAAGUCAUUCAGACAGCUAACACUAACUUGUGACCGUGACGUCACUACAACACCUGGAACCUAGUGGCGUCACUACAGCACCUGGAACCUAGUGGCAUCACUACAACACCUGGAACCUAGUGGCGUCACUACAACACCUGGAACCUAGUGGCGUCACUACAACACCUGGAACCUAGUGACGUCACUACAACACCUGGAACCUAGUGACGUCACUACAACACCUGGAACCUAGUGACGUCGCUACAAUAUCUGGAACCUAGUGACGUCACUACAACACCUGUAACCUAGUGACGUCGCUACAAUAUCUGGAACCUAGUGACGUCACUACAACACCUGGAACCUAGUGACGUCACUACAACACCUGGAACCUAGUGACGUCACUACAACACCUGGGAUCUAGUGACGUCAUUACAACACCUGGGACCUAGUGACGUCACUACAACACCUGGGGCCUAGUGACGUCAUUACAACACAUGGGGCUGAGAGUGACGUCACUACAGCACCUGGGACGUAGAGUGAGGUUACUACAACACCUGGGGCUCAGAGUGACGUCACUUAACAUCUGGGCUCAGAGUGACGUCACUAUAACAACCGGCACGUAGAUUGACGUCACUACAACACCUGGGAAGCAGAGUGCCACCACUACAACACUUAGGCCAUAGAGUGACGUCACUGCAACACUUAGAACUAAAACUGACGUCACCACGACACUUGGGGCGCAGUGAUGUCACCGCAACACCUGGACGUAGAGUGACAUCAUCACAACAUCUGGGGCACAGUGACGUCACCACAACACCUGGAGCGCAGAGUGAAGUCACCGCAACACCUAGGCUACAUACAGUGACAUCAACAAUAUUUUCAACACCUGGAGGGAUGACUAA
Molecule: messenger RNA, 1842 nt
Organism: Cherax quadricarinatus
Lineage: Eukaryota; Metazoa; Arthropoda; Malacostraca; Decapoda; Parastacidae
Source: RefSeq, a predicted model, not a curated record